Molecule: messenger RNA, 1450 nt
Organism: Sebastes umbrosus (honeycomb rockfish)
Lineage: Eukaryota; Metazoa; Chordata; Actinopteri; Perciformes; Sebastidae
Product: vasopressin V2 receptor-like
Exons: 6
Coding region: 241-1386 (381 amino acids)
Biological process (GO): G protein-coupled receptor signaling pathway; positive regulation of vasoconstriction; regulation of systemic arterial blood pressure by vasopressin
Cellular component (GO): membrane
Molecular function (GO): vasopressin receptor activity; peptide binding
Source: RefSeq, a predicted model, not a curated record
CUGCUAAUUGGCAUUCACUGUCACACAAUCAAUUAACAGGCAGUGGUGGAAAGUAACUAAGUACUGAAUUUUAAUAUAAAUUUAAAUGUCAUUUAUUUAUUUACUUUAUAUUAGUUGUGUGUGUUUGACUGCAGCCUGCUGCUGCACAUCGUCAGCAGUGUGUUCGGUUUAGGAUAAUAAUGAAGUGUUGUCUUUAGCGUCCUCUCUUUGACGUCUACCUGUCCUCCCCUCCCAGACAACAUGUCGGUCUCCACGGUAACAGACUCGUACCCGUCCGUCGGCCGGACGGCGGUCUCUGUGAGCCCGGCGGGUACGAAUGUCACAAACUGGGAGCGCGACGCCCUUCUGGCGGCGGCCGAGGUCGUGGUGCUGGCUGUCAUCUUGGUGAUGGCACUGCUCGGCAACGGGCUGGUGUUGGUGGUGUUGCUGAGGCGGAGACGCCACCACAACCCGCUGCACCAGUUCAUGCUCAACCUCUGUCUGGCCGACCUGGUGGUGGCGCUGUUCCAGGUGCUGCCCCAGCUGGUCUGGGAUGCUAAAGGAUGUUUUCCCGGCCCUGACUUCCUGUGUCGCCUGGUGAAAUACCUGCAGGUCCUCGGGAUGUUCGCCUCCUCCUACAUGAUCGUCGCCAUGACGAUGGACCGCCACUACGCCAUCUGCUGCCCCCUGCUGGCGCAUCGCAGCGGCGCCACGCAACGCUGGAACACCUUCAUACUGCUGGCCUGGGGGCUGUCGCUGCUGCUCAGCCUGCCACAGGUCUUCAUCUUCUCCCGGUCUGAGGUGGCUCCAGGGGUCUACGAGUGUUGGGGCCACUUCGCUGAGUCCUGGGGCCUCAAGGCCUACGUGACCUGGAUGACCCUGUCUGUCUUCAUCCUGCCCGUCCUCAUCAUCACUGUCUGCCAGGUACGAAUCUUCAAGGAGAUCCACAACAACCUGUACCUGAAGACAGAACCUGCUCUGCAGCCUGACGUGCUGCCCGGUGCUGCAGCGCCCUCUGCUGCCCGCGGCCCCCCGCCCAGAGCCCCCCCGCCCAGAUCCCUCCCGGCCCGCGGCAGCGAGGUGUCGGCGGCCAUGUCGAAGACGGUGAGGAUGACGCUGGUCAUCGUGCUGGUCUACUCCGUCUGCUGGGCGCCGUUCUUCAGCGUCCAGCUGUGGGCUGCCUGGGACCCCGACACCCCCCACAACGGUGCAGUGUUCACCCUGCUGAUGUUGUUGGCCAGUCUCAACUCGUGCACGAACCCGUGGAUCUACUCGGCGUUCUCCAGCAGCGUCUCUCUGGAGCUCCGCCUCCUGCUGCUCUGUCACCGCCAAUCACAGCGCCGCGGCUCGUUACCCAACGACUCCACCGCCACACACACCUCCAACACACACACCUCCACCUACUGAACUACACACACACCUCCACCUACUGAACUACACACACACCUCCAACACACACACCUCCACCUAC